Messenger RNA from Oryza brachyantha (malo sina), 2422 nucleotides. RefSeq lists its product as uncharacterized. Gene Ontology annotation, molecular function: protein kinase binding. Lineage: Eukaryota; Viridiplantae; Streptophyta; Magnoliopsida; Poales; Poaceae. Gene Ontology annotation, cellular component: cytoplasm. The transcript is spliced from 4 exons. The coding region runs from base 288 to 2111 and encodes 607 amino acids. The record is from RefSeq and is a predicted model, not a curated record.
CGCGACGCGCGCUGCUGCUGCUGCUGCUGUAGUGCACUACUACCAGUCUACCGCUCGCUCGAUCUGGCCUUCUCCGCCGCCCCGCCGCGCGGCGCCCUGACCGUCGUGCGGCCCCAGGAGGAUGCAGGCACCGUUCCUUUCGCCGCUUUUCUCCUCUGGAAGAAGGGCUCUCCCAUAGACAACGGCUAAGUAGGCUGGAAGCUGCUUCUCCUUAACGCGAAGAUUCGAGGGUUAGAUUUUCUGUUGGGUUUACAAGAAAAAGGGUGGGGUUUUUGAGGUCUGGAAAGAUGACCAAGAUCAGUUGCUUCUCUGCUCUGCUCGCCGGCAAGAGGAAAUUAUCAAAGGUCACGAGCAAAAUUGGUUACGGCAAGAAGGCUGGCGGAAAUGAGUUCCAGAAGGUGAAACCGGUGGAGUUCGUGGAGGAGGGGGACACCGUCGACAUCGGGAAAGGCGGUGACAUUGUCCUGGCAUGUGACACAAAGCUUGUCGCUUUCAGCGCCACCGAGCGGGCUUGCGAAGGCCGCGACGAGGACGAUGACAAGGUCUCGAUGAAGAGGGGAUCAUCUGACGUCGACCUCGCCGCUGCCGGCGAAGACUCUUCCAGCUCCAACAGCGACGGCGUUGACAAGGACGAUGGCAGCGCCGGCCUCAUGGUGCCGGCCAUGGCAUCCAGGCUAGAACGCUCCUGCUCCAACAUCGAGACGGCGAGGUGUUGCUCGAAAGCGUUCGACCUGCCGGCGAAGUCACUCUCCUACGGCGACCUCGAGGCCUUACCUGCCGGAGGCUCGGCCACCCCCACCGGCGCGCCGGACGCCAGCCCAACCGCGUCCGUGAAGACAACGCGCAGCGCCGACCACGUCAUGCUGAAGAAGCGUGCGUCAAGCCUGGUGCUCCCGUCCCAUAGCCGGAAGCUGUGGUGGAGGCUGCUCCUACGGAGCCACCGGAACCUGCACCGGCCGGCCGCGACCGUACCAGCUCUGCCGUCGGCGGAGCAGCGGAACGACGGGUACACGUCCGACACGCUCGACGCAGGCACCGCCACGGCCAACGCCAAGAACAAGGGGGUCGCCGUAGAGCACGAGUCCAUCCCAAACCACUGGAUGGCGUUCUCAUCGGAAGCCACGCCGUUGGACCGGGUCAGCGCGUGGGUGAACAGCCUCGGGGACAACUCGUUCAAAGCCGACGAGGAAUACGUCGUGGAGCACGACGACGACGACGACGAGGACGCGGCUCGCCCACAUUGCCUGGAGAUCGGAGAGCCGUCGUCGUUCUGCGGGAAGGGCCCCGCUCAAGCGCGGCGGCGCAUGGCCGGCGAGGUCAUCAUCGCGAACGGCAUCAUACAGACGCUCACCGCGUCCUCGUCCGUGGCGCACAUAUCGGGGAUGGGGCUCACCGUCAUCCCGGUGAUCGCGCCGUUCUCCAGCCUCCGGGCAGUCAAUCUGUCCGGCAACCUCAUCGUUCAUAUCUCCUCUGGAUCAUUGCCCAAGGGGUUGCACUCGCUCGAUCUGUCGAGGAACAAGAUUGUUGUCAUCGAUGGAUUGCGAGAACUGACGAGGCUACGCGUGCUCAACCUCAGCUACAACAAGAUCUCACGGAUCGGUCACGGGCUGUCGAACUGCGGGGCGAUCAGGGAGCUGUGCCUCGCCGGGAACAAGAUCAGCGACGUGGAGGGGCUGCACCGGCUGCUGAAGCUGGCGGUGGUGGACCUGAGCUUCAACAAGAUCACGACGACGAAGGCGCUGGGGCAGCUGGUGGCCAACUAUGGCUCCCUGCGGGCUCUCGACCUCGUCGGCAACCCGGUGCAGACCAACAUCGGCGACGACGCGCUCCGCAGGGCGGUGUCGGGCCUCCUCUCGCGGCUCGAGUACCUGAACAGGCAGCCCGUGAGGCCGCAGCGCGCGCGGGAGGCGGCCAAGGACAGCGUCGCCAAGGCGGCGCUCGGAAACAGCGGGUGGAGCUCGCGCAGGCGGCCGCCGUCGCGGCGGCUGAGCCAGAGUCCCGGCUCGUCGGCGAAGAACCGGGGGAGGGAUGGGAGCGGCAGCCAAAGGGGCAGCAGGAGCAGGUCCAAGAGCCGGCCGCAUCAGUGCUCCAGCCUCGGAUGGAGGAAGUGAAGCAAGUUGCCGGGCAAAUAGCGGCGUCAUGGUGGCGCUGUGCUGCCAUGUGCCAUGCUAGGAUCAAAUAAUGCACCGUCGUUUAUUUGUGAGCACUCCAAGGUCCAAGCGUUUUCCUGAAACUUUAAUACCUGAUGAAAUGAAUGAAGAGAGGCACAAGUAUACAUGAAUUUGGUGAUCGCCCCGUAUCAUUAACGUGGUAUGGGAAUAAGACGUCUAAUCUUUCCUAUGUAUACUAUUAUAAAAAGCGGUAACGAUUCUAUCGGAAAUUUUCGUCCAUCAAUGCUGACAUCAUCCAUACAUCAUGAUGA